This is a messenger RNA of Podarcis raffonei (Aeolian wall lizard), 1091 nucleotides long. RefSeq names its product 1-acylglycerol-3-phosphate O-acyltransferase 2 (gene AGPAT2). Gene Ontology annotation, biological process: phosphatidic acid biosynthetic process. Gene Ontology annotation, cellular component: membrane; endoplasmic reticulum. The coding region runs from base 232 to 1074 and encodes 280 amino acids. Gene Ontology annotation, molecular function: 1-acylglycerol-3-phosphate O-acyltransferase activity. The transcript is spliced from 6 exons. The record is from RefSeq and is a predicted model, not a curated record. Lineage: Eukaryota; Metazoa; Chordata; Lepidosauria; Squamata; Lacertidae.
CCGCCCAUUAAGGGACGGGACGGGCCCGGCUGAGCCGCCUGGAGUUGCGUGCCGUCACUGCUGCUGCCACUGUCACCUUUCCUUCCGCGCCUACAACGUUUCACGCUCCACUACGCGGCUCUCCCGGGCUGUGCGCUGCGUGGAAUCCCGGCAGCCCCUCUCCACAGGACCCCCCAAAAGGGGAGAGCGAGACUUUUUAUUGCGGUCCCCCGGCGCUCUUUUGCGCGCAGGAUGGAGAACCAAGGCGGGUGGCUCUUCUUCUGGGUGCCCCUCAUGCUGGUUCUGGUGGCACUGGUGCUGGAGCUCAGCCCACGGGCCAAGUUCAAGGCGAAGAUUGGCUUCUACUGCGUCCUCUGCGUGGUUGCCUCCACCUUCACCGCCCCCGUCUGCCUCCUAUGGAACCGAGGAAGGACUGUCCACAACAUGACGAUCAUCAAAAAUGUUGUCCGGAGCUUCAAGUACUUAUAUGGGCUGAGGUUUGACAAGAAGGGCCUAGAGCACUUCGAGGUUGAGGGGCCCUGCGUCAUCGUUUCGAACCAUCAAAGCAUCUUGGACAUGAUGGGCUUGAUGGAGAUCCUUCCAGAACGCUGCGUCCAGAUCGCGAAGCGGGAGCUCCUCUACUUCGGCACCGUGGGCCUCAUCAUGUACCUGGGUGGUGUCAUCUUCAUCAACCGGAAGAGAACCAGCAACGCCAAGUCCGUGAUGGCCGGAGUGGGCCAAGCCAUGAUGAAAGACAAUGUCAAGGUGUGGAUCUACCCAGAGGGUACCAGGAAUGGGAACGGGGAGUUGCUGCCGUUCAAGAAGGGAGCUUUUCAUCUUGCUAUUCAGACACAGGUCCCAGUAAUUCCUGUGGUGUAUUCCUCCUUCUUAUCAUUUUACAAUUCGGAGAAGAAUCUCUUUACAUCAGGCAAAAUCCAGAUCGAAGUCUUGCCCCCCAUACCAACCGAGGGUCUGACUACCACAGACGUUGACGACCUCACCAACAGAUGUUACAGCAGCAUGAGGGCGACCUUCCUCAGGCUGUCGGGGAGGCCCAGUGAAGUCAACGGAGAGGCAUCCAGCCUUGCACAGUGACAACUUUUUGAAGACCC